GAAGCUCUUACAUCAAAAACAAACCAUAGUGUUCCUUUACCAUUUUAUGAAACGGAGCAUACAUUACUAUGGAACUCUGAAUCGGAUUAAUACUUUUGAGAUGACCAUUAUUGAAUGGAAGCUGGCGUUGUUUCUUUGGAGUUUCUGGAACAGGCUAUAGGUGAUUGCCUGAAGAUAAGUUGCUCAGAGUUGGCUUGUUGAUAAGAAGCCAGAACAGUUCUUACACCUCGGUGUGAGCAGUGCACCUCACAGCUCUUGUCAGGUCUGGCAUCUGUACACGUAUGUUGAAUCAACUACCGUCAUCACUUGAUUACUUCUGGGCAGGCAGGAAAGUAUGGAGAGACCGCAAGGCAGAACCAUGCACCAUACAGAAAAGUUUCAGCACAAUAAUCCGGAUGUUCGGCCUUGUAAAGAAUCGCUGUACAACAAGACACUGUCGUGGCUGCGCAACUUAAAACCGUGGACUAAAAACAGACUGGGUUCUUCUUCCCAUCUACCCGAGUCGAAGCAUUCUAGAAAAUAUUCUUCCAGUUCUCGUCUCUUUGAGAUUGGACAUUCAUCGAGAGUGGAAUCAGGAUAUAUCAGAGAAGAGGCCAGGUAUUUUAACGAAGAGGCCAGAUACCCCAAUGAAGAGGCCAGGUAUUCAAAUGGUGAGACCAGGUAUCCAAAUGGGGAGACCAGGUAUCCAAAUGGGGAAGCCAGGUAUCCAGAUGGGGAGGCCAGGUACCCAAAUGGAGAGGCCAGGUACACAAAUGUGGAGGCCAGGUAUCCAAAUGUGGAGGCCAGGUACCCAAAUGGGGAGGCCAGGUGUGCUAUAGAAUCGAGAUACCCUGUUGAGGAAACUCAACAUGUCAGUGCCGAAUGUAAAUACCCCAGUGGGGAAAUGCGAUACUCUGACGUCAACUCAAGGUAUAGCAGUGGAGAAAUGGGGUAUUCUAAUACAGAGUUCAGGCACAUGAAUGGAAACUCAAUAUUCCAUUCAUCAGAAUUCAGGUAUACUGGUGGAGCUACUGAUCACCACAAGACGAAAUCGAGAUUCAGUAUGGGUGAGUUGAAGAAGUAUCCAGGCGGUGAAUACAGACAUUCGUUUGUGGAAUUGUCAAAUGCCGACAUAGAGUUAAGAUAUUCUAAACUGGAGUCAAAAUACUGCUCUGAUUUGCGGAGCUCUGCUAAAAGUUCUAACAAUGUUCAUUCUACUGCAUCAAAAUCACCAAAUUCGUUGUCAGGCUUGAAAUGCAAGGAGUCGAAAAAGUAUUCUAUGAAAUCGUCAUCAAACUCAACCCUGCAAGUGUGCAAUAGCUCGUUCUACAAAGAUGCAUCACAGAGAAGUAGUUCCACACUACCAAGGGAUUCGAAACUUCUCGGAAUUGUGCAUGAAAAUCCAAGAAUAGGAUCUGAUGGCGAGAGUGAAUUGUCAGUGACGUCUGAUGAGAAGGAGGACAUUAUUUCACUCGGCUCCGUGAGAAUGAGGAACAAACAGCGUAGGUUCAGCGAGGAAGUAACAAAACGAUUGUCAUUACCAGCAGACAUUCGUCUUCCCGAGAACUUCUUGGCAAGACAGAAUUUAACACUGAGUCCAGAUGGAUCAAUGUCAAGGAGAUCAAGAAGAAAAUCUCUGUCUGAGAUAGGUUUUGGAAAAAUUGAAUCCUACACCAAGUUAGACAAGUUAGGAGAAGGUACCUACGCAACCGUUUUUAAAGGGAAAAGUCGUCUAACUGAUAAUAUUGUGGCCUUGAAGGAAAUCAGACUGGAACACGAAGAGGGUGCUCCUUGUACAGCAAUUCGAGAAGUUUCCUUGUUACGAGAUCUCAAACAUGCCAAUGUGGUCACAUUGCAUGACAUCAUUCACACAGUCAAGUCUCUGACACUGGUAUUUGAGUAUCUGGAAAAGGAUCUCAAGCAGUAUAUGGAUGACUGUGGAAAUAUUAUGAGCAUGAACAAUGUAAAAAUAUUUUUGUACCAAUUACUUAGGGGCCUGGCCUACUGCCAUGCACGACGGGUUCUACAUCGGGACCUGAAACCACAAAACCUUCUUAUAAACGAGAGGGGAGAACUCAAACUAGCAGAUUUUGGUUUAGCCAGAGCUAAAUCAAUACCCACCAAAACAUAUUCAAAUGAAGUAGUAACAUUAUGGUACAGACCUCCAGAUGUGUUAUUAGGCUCAACAGAAUACUCUACACAUAUCGAUAUGUGGGGAGUGGGUUGUAUAUUUUAUGAAAUGGCAUGCGGCAGGCCGCUGUUUCCAGGCUCGACGGUUGAGGAUGAACUUCAGUUGAUAUUCAAAACACUGGGGACUCCCACCGAGGACACAUUCCCGGGAAUAACACAAAACGAGGACUUCAUCGCUUUCAACUUCUCACACAUGGAACCUGAAUCACUCUUCAAUAUAGCUCCUAGACUAGAUCCAGAUGGACUGGAUUUACUUGCCAAAUUUUUAAAGUUUGAAGGCAAAUGUCGAAUAUCAGCAGCCAGUGCUCUAAAACAUUCGUUUUUCAACUCACUCGGUCCAAGCGUUCACAUGUUGCCAGAUACUGUCUCAAUAUUUACCAUUCCUGGUAUCUCACUACACCGUGACCCAGGCAUGAGGUCGGCCACUCUAGCAACAACAGGAAAGCUCAGGAGACAGAGUAUGUUGUUUUGACGAGAGUGGAUCUUAAGGGGGUCCAACAGGAACACUAUAUUUAGAUGCUGCUACUGCCUGUACAGAGGGCUGACCAAGCUGUAUACCGGUGAGAAGUGGGGGGCCACCUCGCAGUAUUGUGUCACUUUUACCGGUGACCCAUGUGCACACACUGUAGAUCUGGGUGGUUGUCCACGCGCACACCGACUUGUAUACACGGGACUGCAGAACUGAAUGGUUGUGUCACACCCACACUCGCAUACACUCACGUAGGACUCUCCGUAGUGUGGAUGAUAUGAUGUCAUUGGUGAACAUUUUCUCCCAAGUCUUCAAAUACCAGACCGACUUAGUUGGCCAUGAGCUAAUGGAAAUGAUGAGCUUAUUUUCCUAUUAGCUAAUGGAACUGAACUGCCGAGACUACUGGAGACAAGCUUAGUGCUAUGAGCAGAUGGAAAUGGACUGCAAUGACUGUACAAAACAAGCUUAGUGCAUUGAAGAGAUGGAAAUGGACUGCAAUGACUGUACAAGACAAACUUAGUGCCAUUAGGAGAUAGAAGUGGACUGCACUGAAUACACAAGGACCAGAUUACCGGUAGUUGGCCAUUAAUUAGAUAAUGGAAAUGGAAGGCAGUAACUAUACAAGGACCACACCAGUCUCUCUUGGCUGAUGUUAGCGGGCAGAAACAGACUCUGACUUCUCUAGCAUCAUCAGCUUACAUUGCAUUUUCUAGUUGCCAAGGGGAACAACUCUAAUUUUUGUGUUUUGAUUUUUUUUUUUUAACUCAACCACAACAGUUCAGAAAUAUUCUAUAUGAUAACAAGUCAUGUGAACAACUAACUUCUGAUGUUCAGUUACUAUACUUAAUAUGUAUGAUAGUGUAUUUAUUUAAAGUGAUUCCUUUGUAAUUUAUUUUUAUAAAAAAAAAACACAUGAAAAAUACAUUGUGAUAUAUUGAAAAACAACAAUAUGACUGAUAAAGGGAGACAACUCUGUGACUUGACCAAACUUCUGCUGGCAGAAAUGAAUUAUUAAGGACUAUGUAACCUAGAACAAGCUAGUAUGACCGAAAUCUAAUAUUACUUUCCACUCUUCCACUGGCUCUGAUCAGCUCUCAUGUCUUUUAGUUUUAUUCAAUUUACCUACAAAAACGUGAUCUUGAAAAGGAAGGUAGCCUUUAUGUAAAAGUAAAAGAUAUGCAGCUGUAUACAGAAAGAACUAUUCUAAAGUGCCCUUUAUGUUUAAUUGGUUGUUAUACAAGGUGCCUGUUAUGACUGAUUAGACUAUAAAUACAUGGCUAUUUGUAAGUGUUUUGAUUGGCUGUCAAAGGUGGUGCUGUCACAUGGGAAGUUACGAGAAACUACAGGACAUCAAGAUUUGUCAUGAAAGUGGUGGAAUAUAAAAUUAGAUUUCUAUUCAGAUAAGCAACAUGCAUGAAGAUGAGUGAUAAUUAAUUUUAAUUAAAAUGUGUAAACAGCUCUUGUUGAAGAUUGUAUACAAAUGAUUAUUAUUUUAUUAUUUUUUCCACGCCCUAUUCAUUGUGAUGUAUUCAUACAACCAUGUAGUCACAAUAACAGGGUAUUCUGUGAUCGUCAAAUACAUAAAACACAUGAUUUUCAUUCUAAUAUAGUAGGGGCAUUAGUAGGUUGUGUAGGUGGGCAUUUUUGGUAGCUGUUCUAUCCAGAAUCUAUGGUGAUACUUUCAGUACUAAUAUUAGACAGCAUUAAAAAGUGACUGAGAAUUUAGAAUUUAAAAUACAAUGUUAGUGUGUGGAGAGUUAUUGUCUAUUAGAUCGUGAUAUCUAUUUAAAAAUAAAAGAUGAAAUAAGCUUUAAAAAUCUGAAACUAUACUAUAGUUAAACAAAGUUUUUUUUCAGCAUUUCAGAUCAAAUUCAGUCUACUUAGUGGAAAUUAUUUUAUACAUCAAAAGCAAUAAUCCUAUAAAAUGAUUUAAAAUUCAUGUCUGGUCUCUUCAGAGAAAUAAAUAAUAAAUAUUUUUUUAAAAGUCUUAAUUGGUUUGUAAAGCCGGUUAUCCUGUCUAGCAUUUUUGGCUUUGUUUUGAGUAAAGAUAAUUUGUUGUAUGGUGUUGUGUGUUGUAGAUAGAUAGCCUAGUGUGCCUGAGCUAAUGUGUGCUAUGUGAUAAUAACCGAGUCGUGGGCUUUUCUAAUGUGUUACGUGUAGCAAAAUGCCUGUGUGCUUUAUAGCCUUUGCUAGCCAAUAGACUGGAGUGUUACAUAGAUCCGUAACCAUUGGAAACACACAUCCCCCCCCCCCCAAGUUAUUACCAUAUAUUUAUUGCAAAAAAACUAUGUAGCCAGUUCCAAGAAAUUAGGUGGGUUUUGUUUUUGGCAUUUACUAGUCAUGCUGUUAAUAUUUGUAUUGCGUCAUUAUUCUUUUCCAGAGUAAAAAACAGAUGUUCAGUUAUUCAUACAGCUGUAAUUUGUUCUUUUAUUGCUGUUGCUGUUUUGUCAGAUUAGAGCAAUUUGCUCAACAGUGCUAGAACUCAAUAAUUUGCCUAGCACUGGCAGAAGCCAAAAAUUAAUAAAAUCCUGGAAUGUUUUCUGCAGUUACAGAGUUAAAGACUUCUUUGCAUUAACAAACAAUAUGACUUGAUCUAGUGCAAGUGUAAUUCACAAUUUUUUUUUUAUCUCAUUCCUAGGUACAUGUAUAUAGGAUAGAGCUAACCCAUGAAAGCAAGCUAUAAAGAUGUUUCUAUCUUUCAUAUGGUAUAUGUAUGACAUCAUUGCAUUUAACAUGGAGAGUAUUAUGCCGAUUGUAAUGUAUGUCAUAUUAAUGCAAGUUGGUGAUCAGAUAUUUUUUUUUAAACUCUCCAUUACAAAAGCUAACUUGUUAAUUUGUAGUGUUAAAUUUUAUUUACGCACAAUAAAUAUGAUAGUGCAGUUUAUUUAUAAUAAAAUGGUCAAGUAAAAAAGUUACUUUUUUAGCCAUCUAUGUCUUUCGAAAUUUCCUCCACCUCGGAUGGACUUUUUCUGUCCUAAAUGACUGUAAGUAAUGGAGUCUUAUAGUCGUUCACCUACAAUCUUCGGAUCUUAGAAUUAGUCCUGUAAUAGCAAAGUAAGAAACUUUGUUUUGCUGUUUUAGGAUCAUAAAAUUUGACCUGUAAUGCCAAAAGUAAGUUUUGUAUUGCAUUAAUAAAAUGUGUCUUAUAAUGGAAAAAUGCAAUGUUUCGUUUUGCAGUAACAGAUUCUGUCCCAUAAUGAGAAAAAUUGAAGAUUAUGUCCCACAGUGACAGAAUGCAAAAAAAUUGAUCUUGCUUAGCAGAAUCUCAGGAAUUUUAUACUUUGUGGGGAUGAAUGACUUGUUUUUAACUGUCACAACACCAAACAUGUUCUUGAUUUGGUAGAACAGAGUGUAUGAUAAAGUACAUGUACUUGUGCCUCUAAAGCAGAAUCCUACUUACGCUGCAUUAUAAUCUGUGGGUUGAUAGUGCAGAAUCAAACAUGUGAUUUAAGAUUAUACACCUUAUUCUCAUUCAUACACAAAAUAAAAACAACAGCAUGAACUGGACAAAACAUUUUCACUGAAGUACCAUGAAUGAGGCAUUUAUUCAGGAAAUUGUUUUCUUUUGUUAUUUUAUCCAUGACAAGCAUUUCUAUGAUUUUUUUUUUUUUUUUAAUUGGACGAUAUAAAACAUGAUUGAAUGAUGUAAAUUUUUAGAAAUAUAUUUACACAAUAACUUAUAUCUGGUGUUGAGUUAUUUAAUUUUACCUUACAUAUUCUCAAGUUUAGAAAAUGAUGAAUGUACAGAUUAUUGAAAAUUAUACAUUUUUCAUUUUUGAUUUUAGUUGUUUCAUCCAAUAUUGUUAUUUGAUACCUUCAUAAUAUUUAUUUCACAUGGUCAAACACUUGCAGAUCAUCAUUAAAUAAACUGAUUUCAGUAAUGUUUCAUGUUUUAUUGAAGAUUUGUUUUUGUGUUUUUAAACAUGUUACUCUUUCAAAGCAAAUAUUUAUUAAUUUAAUUUUGAUACCUUCACAAAUGAAAAAAGAAAGCUGUUGUUUCGUAUUAUCAGCGGAAGUAGAAAGGUAUGUGAAGAUUUUUUAAAUUGUGCACAAGUCUUCACUUGUAUCCAUCCAACAUGUAUGUUACAACGGUUACUGUGUCUGAAAAGGGUUAAGUGUUACUUUUAGGGACCUUUUAGAUGGGACCAUACAGUCAGUGUAUUGGAUUAACCAGCCUGGAAGUUUCAGAAAUGAUCAAAUGGGUUGUGGGAAGCAAUUCAUUUAGUGUGUAUAAUAGGUUUGCUCAAUUUUUUGACUAGUUGGAUGGUGGGGUAAAAGGAAAGAAAUCUCUUUAAUGACAUCCCAGCACAUUUUUUUAAUCAGUUCGCUGUUAUUGUUUCAGAUUUAUAUCAAUUAGGAAAGGAAGGAAAUGGUUUAUUUAACAACGCAUUCAAUGCAUUUUAUAUACGGUUAUAUGGCGUCGGAAAAUAUAUAUCAAGACAUUCGAUCCAGAUAAUUAAGAAAAAAAUAAAAUGAAGUAAAAGAAAAUGAAAAGAAAAACCCUGCUACUUCCACAAGUUACUCUUUGAUUAGCCACAGGCUGUUAAUUUUUUUUUUUUGAAAUAUGUAACCCAUUGCAUCCAUGUAAAUGAUGUAAAUUUAAUGUGAAUAAAAAACGUGUUCUACAAAAUUAGAUUUACAUGAUCGUUCUCACAAUUACCAGAGGCCCAAGUCAUAAAGGAUCUUGAACAACACAUGCCAGUUUUUGUUCAGGCAUUGCAGCCAUUGCAGUUUUAUUGGUGGGAACUAAUGGUGUUCAACUUCUGAUUAAUAAAAUUCAACAAGCAUUGUUCUCUUGACGAAGUUAUCGAGUAAGAGAUCCAUGUAUAGGUUAGAAGGCAUUAACUUGAUUAAGAUGUUUCUUAUUUCUGAAGAAACAUCUUGAGCCUUUUAAACAAUUUAGAUGGCAUUUCAUAGGUUGAUUACUUGAUAUGGGUUGGGCAAGCGUCCUUGCAUGUUCACGCCAGUUGUUCAGACAUCAUUCAUACAGCUCUUGGCGAUGAUGUAUGGCCAGUUGUGUCGAAGUAAUUUCGAUCACUUGACUUGUUAUUAAAGACGACUUUUUGGUGUUUCUUCACGAGUAAGACAAUCAAAAUGCUGAUAUCCGAUUGGUUGAAUUGGAGAGAAACCAAGGAAAUGCUGUCUAAGAUAAACUUACCUCCCUUCUGUAACUGUGGUUCUUGGUUCAACAUGUAUAAAUUAACUGUUGUACAUGUAUUCAGUUCAUUUAUUCUUUAUUCUAAGGCUGAUAAUGAAAUAUUUAGUUCAUACACAACUUAUGCACAUUUUAUUAGUAAUACAUAUUUAUGUGAGGCAAUGAUACUUUGUAAUAAAUAUAAAACUUUAAAUUAUGUGUUCAACAAAAGCUGGAAAAAAAUUAAACUAAAGUAAAUCCCAAUUUAUCUGUGAGUUCUUUAUUAUUUAAUAGUUUAUAUAUAGAAAAGAAAAAAAAUGACGCCUCAGAAUAGAUUUGAGUUCCCCAGAACUAUAGUAAGUCAGUUAUUAAUCCAUCAUUGGUUGAUUGCUCACACUUUUAUGAUCAUUUCUGAAAUGGCUAUUGAAAAUGUUUUUGUUUGUACCACACAAUUCAAAUAUUCUAAAUCUUAUAUAGAUGGUCAUUUAUGUUAAAAAUUAAACUGUAUAAGCUGUACUGAGCAAUUAUUAGGCUGGUUUUUUUUUUUACUUAUGGGCACUAUUUAUACAUCAUCCCAAAUUUUUAUUUGUCCCACUUCAAUAUUUGUACAAUAUGUUUCUGCAGAUGUGUAACAAGAUUGUGAAUUUAUAACCAGAUUUCAACAAAACUUACACAGAUAGCUCAACAUGUUUUAAAACUUUGUGACCUUCUUUUAAGUAAAACUGAAAUAAAAUAAAUAAAUAAUUAUUUGUCAGUAUAUUUUAAGAGCUUGUACCAGUAAAUUAAAUUUAAAUUUGUCAAGUGUAAAACAAAAAUAUAACAAACACAAUUUAAGCAAAGGAUUAAUAAAUUGAUUUGUUGAACAUGUGGACUAUUUGUUUAGAAUUUUUUUUUUUUUUUUAACUGAUGUGAACAUUAAAAUAAACCUAAAUAAUAAUGAUCUUGAGUUAAUUUCUAUCAAUACAUAUAUUCAAAAGUAUUAAACUGCUAACCUCGUUUUUUUGCUAUUAAUAUACACAUUAGUUUUAAAAAAUUGUUUAAAUUAUAAAUUUUGGCAAAUCCAUUUUUUUUUGUUAAAUUGGUGUUAUAGUAAUUAAAAUUUUCAUCGAAAACAAAAAAGGUACAUAACUCGAGCAUUCAAAUCAGCAGCUGCUACUCUGGUAAUCGACAACUGAAUCAUUUAAACAUUAUGAAAAUCUGUAUGGAUAGAUAGAUAUAAACUAAAAAUCCCUCUUAAUGAAUUAUUUUUGGUUUUGUUUUACAUUCAUCGUAGUUAAUUUUUCUUUGAAAUUCAGUAAAUUUCUUUAUCACUUGAUUAACCAGCUCCAUGAGACUGUAAUGGACCAUUUGUUUCAGAAUAUUGCUUUGAAAUGUCAUGUGGUCUUACAUGAAGCACUUGCCAGUCUGUUGUCGAAUUUGAUUUCUUGUUUUAUUAAUCUAGGUUUGUUUGAGGGGUUUUUGGGGGGGGGGGGGGGGGGUGGGUUACGGAUGUGGGUGGUGUUUUUUGAGACUGAAAAUAAGCUAACAUACAUUAUUAUUAUUAUUAUUAAUUUUUUAAUUAUUUAUUUCUUUGUUGGUACAUGUAUAUAUAUCUGGUAAUCUCAUGUUGUAACACAUCGAUUGUUUUCUCUCGUGUCCAGUGCCCUAGUAUCUAUGCAUGAUCCAAGACAACAAAUGACUGUUACUAUGAUAGUAUGAUUGGUUUCUUUACAUUGCUAUUCACAUAUUUGUUUUAAACCACAGUAUAUUUCAUGGUAAUCAAAUGAUGAACAUGUUAUUCGUUAUAAAACAUCUUUCCAGCAUUUUCUUAUAUUAAAAUUGUGCACUGUACACUGGAGGGGUUGGGGAAACUGGGGAAUGUGCUGGAGUUGUUAUGUACUGUAUUAUGUUACCAGAUUGUUGCUCAGAUAUACAAUUCAUAGAGCUCCAAUUUAUUUUUUUGUUAAAAACUAAUUUAUUUUUCUCAAUAGUGCAUCCUUUUAAAAAGGUUUUUUAAAAUGUAAAUUUCAGUAUGUAAUUAAAAAAAAAUGUAAAUUUUAAUUGUUAUAAACUUGUAUAGGACAAACAGUCAUUUUUUCUUAUGCAUUCACAAUUAUGUACAUAUGUAAUUUGUUAACCUAGUCUUUUAAUGCUUUCUGUUGCAGACAGUGGUCUCUGCUGAAUGAAAAUAGCCUACAGUGAUUUGUGUACAAUGAUAGACACACAAAUAAAACCUUUGCUUUCUGUUUAUGUCCAGCUGUUUCUGAUAAAGGGCCAAUCUAUGUAUUUGUUCAGCCCCCCAUACAUAUCAAAAUUUAAUAAAUCCAGUUGGAGAGAUGCAUGGUAUAAUAUUUGAAUCAGUUUAUUUCACCAAAAUCGGGAGUAGAGAUAUUAGCGCUAUUAAUUGUGUAAUGCCAGUACUUGUUACUUAAUAUGUAAUGAAUGAUGUUUUAAAUGCUCAACUCUUGAAUAUAUUAAAGACAUAUUUAACAAAAAUUCAGUGCUAAAUUUACGAAGUCUGUUUUUCUUAAACGCAGCCAAUGCCAAUUUACUUGAUAACAAACCUUGAUAAUAUGGUAUUAUAAGGUUAUUAUAUUUUACAAUGUUGUUUGCAAAAUAUAAUUUUAUUGUACGAGUUCAUGUUGUGAAAAUUCAUACUGUAAACAACAUUGUACAGUAACCUUUUUAUUACACUUCUCACAAGUAAAUUAUUAAUUUCACAGUAGUAAAUUUUGAUUUGUACAUGCACAAACAAUAUGGCUUAUGCAUCUAGUGUGUCUUUUAGUGUACAUAACUGGUAAUUAUUGUUCAGUCACCAGGGCCGUAGCUAGCAGGGGGGCAGUUACCCCCCCCCCCCCGAAAAAAUUCGGAAAGCAUAAAAAGUUAAAGAAAAGGAGUUUUAGAUUAACUACUCAGUUGCCCCCCCCCCCCCAACAAAAAAUCCUAGCUAUGGCCCUGGUCACAUGGUAUAAAUGAAGCAAUUUAAUUUGAACAGAUAUACAGAUGUAUAAUAAAUAUUAACAUGACAAGUGUAUUUAGUAAUAUCUUGUUUGAAUGCCUUUUCAUUUAAUCUCGAUUAACAGUUUUCCACCUUAUGUGCUUAGGUAAUAGUUAAUUGCUGCUGCAUAGUGCAUGUUUAAUGAAAGUUUGUUCCUCUCUUUAUUUUAAUUAGAUGAAAAAUUGUUAAGACUGGAUGAACUUUUAAGCUUGGACACAUCUUCAAUGUGAACAAGCCACACAUUAUUUAUAUACUGGUACUUUUUUUUCUUGCUUUUUUAAAAAACAUUUGUUAGUUUUGUUACAUUAAAAUUCUCCCUCUCCCACCCCUCCACUAACCAGACUGUAUUUGUUUCUUGGACUGAAAGUCUGCUAUCAAGAUUAAUGUAUAGGUUCAUUUUAAAAAUAUAUAUUGACAAUUGGACCAAUUAAUGUCAAAAUAUUUUUGUUAAUUAACCUAUACUAUUACCUUGAAAUGUAAUAAAUUCUUCCAAGAUUUUGCAAGCACAAAGUUUGAUCUUGCGAAGAAUUCACUUAAGAUUCUGUCAAGAACAAAGAAAGAAUUCUACUGAAGAUCACCUGAUAAGAAAAGUUGAAUGUUUUUCCAUGUCUGUGUUCUGUAUAUUCCCACAACUUGUUUCAUCACAAUACAUGUAUUGUCAGACAUCAAUAGGUGCUAGGUGGGUGGAAUUGUCAGUGAAACUGAAGAUAUAAAUAAAUGUUUACAUGGA
Molecule: messenger RNA, 11479 nt
Organism: Gigantopelta aegis
Lineage: Eukaryota; Metazoa; Mollusca; Gastropoda; Neomphalida; Peltospiridae
Product: cyclin-dependent kinase 17-like
Exons: 15
Coding region: 335-2641 (768 amino acids)
Biological process (GO): protein phosphorylation
Cellular component (GO): nucleus; cytoplasm
Molecular function (GO): protein kinase activity; ATP binding
Source: RefSeq, a predicted model, not a curated record